Molecule: messenger RNA, 927 nt
Organism: Sporothrix schenckii 1099-18
Lineage: Eukaryota; Fungi; Ascomycota; Sordariomycetes; Ophiostomatales; Ophiostomataceae
Product: translation initiation factor 2 subunit 2
Exons: 2
Coding region: 1-927 (308 amino acids)
Biological process (GO): translational initiation; formation of cytoplasmic translation initiation complex; formation of translation preinitiation complex
Cellular component (GO): eukaryotic translation initiation factor 2 complex
Molecular function (GO): mRNA binding; translation initiation factor binding; translation initiation factor activity
Source: RefSeq, a predicted model, not a curated record
AUGCCUUCGACCGAGACCAUUGACGACACAAAGGACACGGCCGUGUCGCACAGCCCGCGCACGCCGCCGCUGUCGGCCGCGCUCGAGUCGUCUGCCGAUGCUGCUGCGGCUGCCGCUGCGGUUGCCGCAACAGGCGAGGACGGCCUCGACCUGAGCCUCCUGAAGAAGAAGAAGAAGAAGUCGUCGACCAAGAAGAAGGCCGACGACGAGGCUGAGGGUGGCGACGACGACGCCGGCACGCCGGCCGGCGACGACGGCGGACUGGACCUGACGCUCAAGAAGAAGAAGAAGAAGAAGGCGAGCAAGGACAAGGCCGGCGCGGGCGAGGGCGACGAGUUUGCCGAGAAGCUCAAGGCGCUGGAGCUGCGCGAGGACGAGACGGUCGAGGUCGAGGAGGGCGACAUGGACAAGGGCACGGGCAUCUGGCAGCACGAUGCGGCCACGCCGCCGAUCCCCUUUGCCAUGCUGCUGUCGCGCUUCUACCACGUGCUGGAGCUCAAGAACCCGGACCACGCGACCAGCGGCUCGCGCAGCUACAAGAUCCCGCCGCCGCAGUGCAUGCGCGAAGGCAACAAGAAGACCAUCUUUGCCAACAUCACCGAGGUGGCCAAGCGCAUGAAGCGCACAGAAGACCACAUUACGCUGUACCUGCUUGCCGAGUUGGGCACGACGGGUUCCGUCGACGGCAGCCGGCGCCUUGUCAUCCGCGGUCGGUUCCAGCAGAAGCAGAUUGAGAAUGUCUUGCGGAAAUACAUCAUCGAAUACGUCGUCUGCAAAACGUGCAAAUCGCCCGACACCGAGCUCAGCAAGGGCGAGAACCGUCUGUACUUUAUCACCUGCAACUCGUGCGGCUCCAGACGGUCUGUCACGGCCAUCAAGACUGGUUUCUCUGCCCAGGUCGGCAAGAGAAAGAAGACCCAGGGCUAG